AUGACCACCCCUAAGGGCUGCAUGGAAGGGGGAAACAAGGUGACGGAGAUCCAGGACUGGAGUGCAGCCAGCCCUCACAGCGCUGCCUACGUACUGUGGGACAAUGGGGCCAAGAACCUGUACAGAGUUGGCUUUGAGGGAAUGUCGGAUCUGAAAUGUGUCCAGGAUGCCAAAGGCGGCUCUUUUUACAGAGACCACUGUCCCGUUUUAGGUGAGCAGAAUGGCAACAGAAAUCCUGGCGGUCUCCAGAUUGGAGACCUGGUCAACAUCGACUUAGACCUAGAGAUUGUUCAGUCCCUCCAACAUGGCCACGGGGGAUGGACUGACGGCAUGUUUGAGACGCUCACCACCACCGGCACAGUAUGUGGCAUCGAUGAAGAUCACGAUAUUGUCGUUCAGUACCCCAGUGGGAACAGAUGGACAUUCAACCCAGCAGUGCUGACAAAGGCCAAUGUAGUGCGCAGCGGUGAUGUAGCCGCCGGGGCAGAAGGAGGCAGUUCCCAGUUCCUGGUGGGAGACCUGGUCCAGAUUUGCUAUGACAUUGACCGCAUCAAGCUGCUACAAAGAGGCCAUGGAGAGUGGGCUGAGGCCAUGCUUCCUACCCUUGGCAAGGUGGGCCGUGUGCAGCAGAUCUACUCCGACAGUGACCUGAAGGUUGAGGUUUGUGGAACUUCUUGGACGUACAAUCCCGCCGCCGUCACCAAGAUCGCCCCGUCUGGCUCUGCUGUCAGCAACGCCUCUGGAGAGCGUCUGUCUCAGUUGCUUAAAAAACUAUUUGAGACACAAGAGUCCGGAGACAUCAACGAGGAGCUGGUCAAGGCGGCAGCCAAUGGCGACCUGGCCAAGGUGGAGGACAUUCUUAAGAGACCCGAAGUGGACGUGAACGGGCAGUGUGCUGGACACACCGCGAUGCAGGCAGCCAGUCAGAAUGGUCACGUGGACGUCCUAAAGCUGCUGCUGAAACACAACGUUGACCUAGAAGCUGAGGACAAAGAUGGAGACCGGGCAGUGCACCACGCAUCCUUUGGUGAUGAGGGCUCUGUCAUUGAGGUGCUGCAGAGGGGCGGUGCCGACUUGAAUGCCAGGAACAAGCGAAGGCAGACUCCAUUACACAUAGCUGUCAACAAGGGCCACCUGCAGGUGGUCAAAACCCUGCUGGACUUUGGCUGCCACCCCAGCCUUCAGGAUUCGGAGGGGGACACACCCCUGCACGAUGCCAUAAGCAAGAAGAGAGAUGACAUGCUGUCAGUGCUGCUGGAGGCUGGGGCUGAUGUCACCAUCACCAACAACAACGGCUUCAAUGCUUUGCAUCAUGCUGCCCUGCGAGGAAACCCCAGUGCCAUGCGCGUGCUGCUAUCUAAACUGCCGAGGCCUUGGAUCGUAGACGAGAAGAAGGACGACGGUUACACCGCACUGCACCUGGCUGCCCUCAACAACCAUGUGGAGGUGGCUGAGCUGUUGGUGCACCAGGGGAGUGCCAGCUUAGACGUCCAGAACGUCAACCAGCAGACGGCGUUACACCUGGCAGUGGAGCGUCAACACACCCAAAUAGUUCGGCUGCUGGUGCGGGCAGAGGCCAAGCUUGAUGUGCAGGACAAGGACGGGGACACGCCACUUCACGAGGCACUGCGUCACCACACGCUGUCCCAACUGCGACAGCUCCAAGAUAUGCAGGACGUCAGCAAAGUGGAGCCCUGGGAACCCUCCAAGAACACAUUAAUCAUGGGCUUGGGCACCCAGGGGGCAGAGAAGAAGAGUGCAGCAUCCAUCGCCUGCUUCCUGGCAGCCAACGGAGCAGACUUGACCAUUCGUAACAAGAAGGGCCAGUCCCCUCUAGACCUGUGUCCAGACCCCAGCCUCUGCAAAGCUCUGGCCAAAUGUCACAAAGAGAAGAGCAGUGGCCAGGUGGGCACCCGCAGCCCCUCUCAGAACAGCAACAUCGAGUCACUGGACGAGUGUAUGGUGUGUUCGGACUUGAAGAGAGACACUCUGUUCGGGCCCUGCGGACACAUUGCCACGUGCUCACUGUGCUCGCCUCGUGUCAAGAAAUGUCUCAUCUGCAAGGAUCAGGUCCAGUCAAGAACUAAGAUCGAGGAGUGCGUAGUCUGCUCUGAUAAAAAAGCAGCAGUGUUGUUCCAGCCCUGUGGUCACAUGUGCGCUUGUGAGAACUGUGCCAGCCUCAUGAAGAAGUGCGUACAGUGCCGGGCUGUUGUAGAACGCCGCACCCCGUUCGUUCUUUGCUGUGGUGGGAAAGGUAUGGAGGAUGAUGAUGAUGAUGAUGAUGAUGAUGAUGAUGAUGCCGCUGAUGAUGAUGAUGAUGAUGAUGAUGAUGAUGAUGAUGAUGACCUUAGGAGCUCUAACACUAUGGCAGGGGGAUCGCAGGAUCUUCUCCAGCCCAACAAUCUGGCACUAAGUUGGUCUAGCGGAAACAUCCCGGCCUUGCAGCGAGACAAGGACAACACUAACGUCAACGCUGAUGUACAGAAGCUACAGCAGCAGCUCCAGGACAUCAAGGAACAGACUAUGUGUCCGGUGUGUCUGGACCGGCUGAAGAACAUGAUCUUCAUGUGCGGCCACGGCACCUGCCAGCUGUGUGGGGACCGAAUGAGCGAGUGCCCCAUCUGCCGCAAGGCCAUCGAGCGCCGCAUCCUCCUUUACUAGAACCUCUCUCCCCCCACAGACACACACGGACUCUUUCUCUUUUCUUAAAGCCCACACCGACCACGCCCGCAAAGCCACAAUCACACCAGCUGCUGCUGCUGCUGCUGCUGCUGCUGCUGCUGCCGCCGCUGCUCGACCAUCCACUCAGCACCCAAGUCAGACAGCCAAGGGCGUUCUCAAAUGUCUUAUUGGACACAGCAAAUGCUCUCAACGGUUUGAUUGUGUUCAGAUGGAAUUUCUGUUACAAAACAAGAAGAAAUAUGAAUAGACUUUGAUCAGUUUUGCUGCUCUGUCGUGUGUCUGCAGCCAGAAAGAUGCAUCACAGGCGUCGCCUUUUUUCUCUUUCUUCUCUCUUGCCUUUUCCAUCCCCUCCUCGUCCUCCUUCCUGUGUCAUUCUCUCUGUUUUAACUUGAUGUGUGAAAGUUCUUUUCUCUGAUUGAGUCUAUGGUGGCUCCUUUAGCCUCACCGUCUUGGAUAUGAUCUUUACUGGCCCGUUUCUGGAUUUCCUCCUAGAACAGCUCUGAGCAAAUUCAGAAGCGUUAGAGGAGGUGACGUAGAGGUCGACGUGUUACCUUUUGAUGUAAAGUUCCCAUGCAUCUGUCGCAUUCAAUGCCAGCCGCAGUCAAGUUUUAUUGUAUUUGUAAAUCUUUAUGCACGUGUAUUGGUAUCGGAAGCUCCAGAUGUGGAUUUUAAGUACUUAAUUUUUCAUGACAGUAUGGCAAGUUUUUAUUUUAUUUUAAAUUUUAUUUUACACAUUACUGUUUGCACCACUUUAAGGGUUCAGUGAGUGUUUUAGCUUCAUGUGUGUGUUCAGUUUGGCUGUUGUGACACACUGUACGCCGACUGUCCUUGCAGUUAAAGACCAGAUGUUGGCAGUUUUGCACUAGAAAUGCUGAGUCAGGUCAAAAGCUCCUUUUCUGCACUGACUUUAGAGGUCCGAUGCAGCUCGGUGUUAAAACACAGGCGGAGUUGUAGCCACUGCCAGGUAGCACGCCACACCCGUACACUGUUUACCAAGCUGCGCCGAGGAAAGGACGGGCGGCGGUGUCGCGACAACCUUUUGGCUGCGAAUUCGUGUAGCGAUUUUUUCAAGAAUUCAAGACAAACACACAAACUCCAUUCAGCUUCUGUCCAGUGAUCGGCCCCUGUCGUACCCGUUCGUUGUACACACAAACCCACACGAUGCAAACACUUCUGUAACGAGAGUAUCUUGUCACAAAUUGAUGUUAAACUGUUGAGACUCUGUGGUAUUGUCUGACAAAAAAAAAAAACAAAGUACAAUUCAAUGAGCAUUUGCUAAUUUACCAUUUACAACUCUGUGCCAUUUGCUUCCAAAAAUAUACCUGUUAAUGAACUUGUAUGGGGAUAAGGUGCUCUUUAUCUUGUAUUACUAUUUUUUAUUUAAGUGUAUUUCUCUCAAAAUCGACAUUUAUUGAGCUAGAGAGUACAAUCUAUUAGAACACUAAGAUGAAAAUGUAGAAUAAAUUAUUUUGUAUUGCCGCCCAAAAAAAAAAAAAAAGGAUUUCUAGGUGUCACUGCCUUCCUAAUAUGUAGCCUCAAAUCUCUAACAUUCUGCUUUGAUAUUAAUGUUGAAAUACGUUUGUGAUGUUUUUUCUGUCUUUUUGUUGGCAAUAGCUUUCUAGCAAUCAUCAGUAGAAGCAUUUUUCUCUAAAAUAGGUCUCUGUAAAGCCUAACUUGUUCAUUUGUGAAACAGAAAAAAAGACAUUUUGUUGUCAAAAGUGUCGAGUAUCUUUUCACCAGUGUUUUCUUUGGGAGGAAAGCUAAUGAUUUUUUAAGACAGAACUUGCCUUACCUCUUCUAAAAAGGCAGUUGCCCACGUGGAGACUCAGCAAGACGGCUCGCUUGCUCCGCUAUGUGGGAAUUUGCAACCGCAUACAAACAUUUCCCCCCAUGCCCCCUUCCCCCCCCCCCCCCCCUUUUA
This is a messenger RNA of Cottoperca gobio, 4603 nucleotides long. RefSeq names its product MIB E3 ubiquitin protein ligase 1 (gene mib1). The transcript is spliced from 20 exons. Gene Ontology annotation, molecular function: protein binding; ubiquitin-protein transferase activity; metal ion binding. The record is from RefSeq and is a predicted model, not a curated record. NCBI's taxonomy places the organism in Eukaryota, Metazoa, Chordata, Actinopteri, Perciformes, Bovichtidae. Gene Ontology annotation, cellular component: cytoplasm. Gene Ontology annotation, biological process: protein ubiquitination; Notch signaling pathway; endocytosis. The coding region runs from base 1 to 2661 and encodes 886 amino acids.